This is a messenger RNA of Aspergillus homomorphus CBS 101889, 348 nucleotides long. RefSeq lists its product as uncharacterized. The transcript is spliced from 2 exons. NCBI's taxonomy places the organism in Eukaryota, Fungi, Ascomycota, Eurotiomycetes, Eurotiales, Aspergillaceae. The record is from RefSeq and is a predicted model, not a curated record. Bases 1 to 348 code for a protein of 115 amino acids.
AUGGUUACCGCCGGGUUCCCCAAUCUGUUCUUCACGUAUGGGCCGCAGAGUCCCACCGCGAGGGCGAAUGGCCCGGUGAUCUCUGAGAUCCAGAGCGAAUGGAUCAUCAAGACCAUGCUGUUUAUGCGGGAACAGGGUCCUGCGACGAUUGAUGCUAGGCCCGAGAUGGAGGCCGAAUGGGCGCGUCGGACGAAUGAAGCCUGUUACCGGACUCUGCUGUCGCGCAACCAAAUCACCUGGUAUAUGGGAAGCAAUGUGCCGGGCAAGCGACGGAAGGCGUUGAACUAUAUGGGCGGGCUGCCCAAGUACCAGGGAUUCUUGGAGGAGUGUCAUUCAAUCCUCAACUAG